Pelobates cultripes (western spadefoot toad) is the source of this 44387-nucleotide messenger RNA. NCBI's taxonomy places the organism in Eukaryota, Metazoa, Chordata, Amphibia, Anura, Pelobatidae. The record is from the annotation of a GenBank genome assembly.
CGGAGAGGCGGAAGUGGGCGGGGCUAGCCCAAGCAGGUCCUGCUCAGACAGUGGGCUCAGGCAACGUCACUGCCCCAUCUCCUGGUCAGACUGUGAGGGACGGCAGCAAGCACUGGGCCCGUGGGAGCAGAUAGAGCGGGGAGGUCAUGUGACCUGGGGCAAGGUGAGAUUAUAGGACUGUGUUUACCAGCCAUAGAAUGCAAUGUAUCACCCAUUCUCUCCAUAUGUAUCCCAUACCUUCCCAUUACACACAGAUCAGGCUAUGGGUGUCAUUCUGUGUACACACAUCCCAGACUUGAUGUAUUUUGGGUUAAUUAAAGGGUAUUUGCAAUAUAUUUCUACCAUAGGGUGCUUUAUAUGCCCAUGUUUUAACCCACCCCCCCAAUUAAGAUUCUAUUUUUUUAAUGUAAUUUAUCUUCAUUUUUUUUUUAAUAAAACCAAUUUAAGACCCUCUGUAGAGAUAUUUACAUAUUUACCCCUUCUUUAAUAUAUCUGCUACAUUGGUCACAUCUUUGAUAUGUCAUAAUUUUAAUUUUCAGUUCAGAAUAUAGUGCCAUUUAAACCCAGCGUGUCAAUUAAUUACUAUUAAAUAUCCUGUUUGGUAUAUAUUUAAUCAUCUUGUAGACAUAUAUAUUUUUACUAAAAGAUGCUUGCUGCUCUAAUUAAUUAACCAGACUUCAGAUCAUAUAACACCUACCCUUAUAUAUGCACAUAUUGUAAGCCCCCUUUAGCCCCUUAAGGAUCAAACUUCUGGAAUAAAAGGGAAUCAUGACAUGUCACACGUGUGAUGUGUCCUUAAGAGGUUAAUAUGGCUCUCUCUUAAAUGUAAUAUAUCAUCAAUAUUCCUUUUUAAUAAAAAACAAUUCAAGACCAUCGUUCUAUAAUAUAUUUACAUUUUUACCCUCCUUUAAGAUAUCUGCUACUUUGGUCAAAUUUGUAAUAUCUCACAAUUUAAAUUUUCUGUUCAAAAUAUAAUUAAAAAAACAACUUGUUAGGUAUUAACUAUUAAAACAUCUGUAUAAUAUAUAUUUAAUCACCUUUUGGAACGUCUGUAAUAUAUGUCCAUAUAUAACCCUUAAUGUUUAAUAUCACACCAUUGAUUCUUCAGCAUAUGUCUUCGUUCGUUUGGUGUUUUUAAUGUGUUCAGUUAGUGAAUCCUAAUUUUAUAUUUGCUCGUUAUUUAAUCCCUUUCAUAUUUGAAUCUACUAUAAUGUAAAUAUCUGUAUUUAUUUAUGACCGUUCCGUUAUGUUUUGUUUAUUAUUUUUUUUGGUAAAAUUAUUAUAACAAAAUACUGUUUGGAUUUGUUUUUUUCUAAUUUCUCCUACGAAAUGUUGAUGUUUGCCAGGUACAAGAUAGUUUAUCCUUUUGAGAUAUAUAAUACUAUCACCCACAGAAGAGAUAAGAGUGUCAGGCUCAAGCAGUAUACCUGUUUAUUUAGGGAGAAACACCUCCGUUUAGGUAAAAGGUCAGGAAUAAGUUGGAAUGUCUUGGUUAAAUCGUGUCUGGAGUACUGUGUACCUUACGUUAGCAUGGAUAAUCCCUUGGCAAUUCAGUGUGAAUAUAAUUGCUUCUAAAUUAAGUUGUGACUGUUUCUUUAGCUGAUGAAAGUCUGCAUUUGCACAGUCCUUACAUAAGCUGUAUGUGAUCAUUCCAUGCUUGCAUCAUAUUGUAGGAUUCAUCAUUCUAGCUUGCCAAUACUUCGUCCCUUUACUGUGUCUCGGGUACCUGCGAACAUAAUGCAGUUUGCUGAUGUCCUGUCUUCUGGCGAUCAUAAGUCUUCUUGACCGUACUUAGCUUUGGAUACAGAAGCUGUAUUCAUUUGUCACCUCUAAUUUAAUAUAAUAAAUAUAUUUCAUGUUUACUUACUGGCUUAUCCUCCACAUAUAGUCACAAGGAAUUAACUGGUUUAGAACCCUGUGAAUUGUGUAGAAACAAGUCUUUUGAAGCUGAAAUUAAAGGAACACUAUAGUCACCUAAAUUACUUUAGCUAAAUAAAGCAGUUUUAGUGUAUAGAUCAUUCCCAUGCAAUUUCACUGCUCAAUUCACUGUCAUUUAGGAGUUAAAUCACUUUGUUUCUUUUUAUGCAGCCCUAGCCACACCUCCCCUGGCUAUGAUUGACAGAGCCUGCAUGAGAAAAAAAAAUGGUUUCACUUUCAAACAGAUGUAAUUUACCUUAAAUAAUUGUAUCUCAAUCUCUAAAUUGAACUUUAAGCACAUACAGGAGGCUCUUGCAGGGUCUAGCAAGCUAUUAACAUAGCAGGGGAUAAGAAAAACUUAAUUAAACAGAACUUGCAAUAAAGAAAGCCUAAAUAGGGCUCUCUUUACAGGAAGUGUUUAUGGAAGGCUGUGCAAGUCACAUGCAGGGAGGUGUGACUAGGGUUCAUAAACAAAGGGAUUUAACUCCUAAAUAGCAGAGGAUUGAGCAGUGAGGCUGCAGGGGCAUGUUCUAUACACCAAAACUGCUUCAUUAAGGUAAAGUUGUUCAGGUGACUAUAGUGUCCCUUUAACUAAUUUCCAUGAUUCAGAAAACACUCCAUAAAACUUCUUUAUUUUCUAUGCACUUAACACAAUAUUCACCAACUAGACCUCUCAGCACUUACUUACGACCCAAGGCUCUUACUUAUAAAAUUCCAGUAGGUAUGUUUACCAAAAUGUGGAUUGUUGGGAGAUCAAAUUAGAAUUAUAGGUAAUUUUAAAAUAUAGGCAAAAAUAGCUGAACUAGGAACAUAGCUGACUUGUAGAUUUUGUCCAAAACAGCUACUUUAGACUUAAAUCUGGAAUACACUUUCCCAAGCUGACCCAAAGGGUUGACAUUCGCUACUGUAGAAACAUCAUUGGUUCACCAUAUGUUCAAACGCAACCUUAAAAUCGUUUCUCUUUUACUAAUCUAAGACAUCUCUUAUUUUUAUUCAUGAGAUAAAAUUAGUAGCCAAAACAUGUCUUCUUUAUACUUCCGUUGUAUUAUUUUUUUAGUAGCCCAUUUCUGUGCAUUUUGUCCUGCUUCUUCCAAUCAUUUUGAGCUUGUGAGUUCCAACUGUGUAAUUGUAAAUAUAAAUUUCAUCUAUAAAUUAAUUGUGGCUCGCAAUGAGAACUAACAGACUUAGAGAAAUACCUACUUGAAUAUUGAUCUCUACAGAUUCAUGUUUGUAGACCUGAUAUUAAAUGUGAAAUGAUACAAAUCAACGUAUAUUUCCCAUCUCAUGUGAAGUAGUGGGCAUGAAAAAAACCCUAAAUAAUCUGUUGUUGAAGCCAGGCUAUGAGAACACAAAACUUCAAAAUUCUCAAUUUUUUUUAAUCUUCAACUCCUUCAUAAAAUCUCAUUAUGUAUCAAUAACAGUAAACUUACUAAUAUAGUAAAUGGAAUUCCAUCACCACAAUCUGAAUCAUCAGAUCACGUUUUAGAUUUAAAACUUUCACAUUAGUAACUUAAACUUUAUCUCUUUUUAAUUUAUUUUGAAUAUUUCAUGUUAUUACAAUAAUGAAAACUCUAAAUUGGUUGUAACCACGAUUAAAAGUUUAUUAAGAAUCGAAACGACUUACUUAAAAUAAAAAUUUUUAGAUAAUUUUUUUCAAUUAAACUUUUCAAAAAACCAAAUGUAAAUUGAGAAUGAAUUUGUUCUUACAAACAGGAUGUAACUUUUCUUAUAACCUUGGCGUAUUAGGGAAUUACUUCUUGCGCUGUCAAUUUUCAUUUAGUGAGUUUGAAAUAUUAAAUUUAACGUCACCUAAAUUAUUCUUCACAAAUGAAUUUUGUUCCUUUUUCUAAGCAACUUUACUACGCACGCUUCUUUUGAUCCAACUAUUUGUCAAAAUCUAGUUCGUCUUCAGCCGUUGAGGUUGAUAAUAGACCAGCAUUACUGCUAAGUUCUUCUUCCUGAUUUUCAGGCAGCCCAUUCAUCCAAAGUGCGACCUCACAAAGCGUUUGUGUUAGUUAUUUGUUCAUCCUACAAUAGAAUUGGAUGCUUUGAUACUACCUAAAUAGCAGCCAAUUAAAUAUAAUUUGUUAAAGAUACCUCACAUUCCUCAUUGAAUUAAGGUUAAAAAGUGCUCUUUAAUGUGCAUGAUUAAUGUUUUUUUGUCCCCAUAAAUUAUUGUGUAUAUAUAUUAUAUAUAUAUAUAUAUAUAUAUAUAUAUAUUAUUUUUUUUUUUAUCACGAUCCUUUUAUUUAUUUUUUACCAACUCCGACUACACGUAAUAUUGUUUUUAACUACACAGCUCUGCUUCCAAAUCCACAGUCCUGGUUGAAUCCCCUGUAAAUGCGAGAUGAUAUGAUUUUAGGAAGCAGUACUUUGGGCAUGAAUUUAUGAAUAAUUACUAGUCGAAAUCGUGGUUGUCUGCAGCACAGGACGUGAGGGAAGCAAUACCAUAACCAUGUUAGUUGCCUUUCCUUGGGUGUAAAUAGUGCCAGACAGUUUAUGACUUUAAAUCCUUGUUCUAAAUGGCAGUACCCAUUCUCUGCUUUAAUUUGCCGGUGUAAGGUCAUGUCAUAUUAAAGGGACAAUAACAUCGAAACAGUUUCUAUUUAAUCUAAAUAACUUUCAUUUUCUGCCAUGUGUUCUCUUUUGUAUCACAGAUAAAUGAUUGUUUCAUUUUUGGUUUGCAAUUCAGGACUUUCCCAGAGAUAUUUGGAAUACCAAAAGUACAGAGACACCCUAAGUAGUGUGUUUGGCUCUUAGCUAGUUUCAUUGCGUACAGGUGUUAAAAGUCAAGGCAUUGGCUAUGCAUUCCCCAUAGCUCAGACUUGACUGUACUGAAUAAUCUCAGAGACUUUUCAAGUGACACUGUUAUAGAAUACCAAGUUAGCUUGACCAGUGUCUGUUGUGCUAUACGCCAGAAUCCUCUGUCAUUGCUAUUAUCAUAGAGUGGAGAUAUCUAUAGACAAGGGUCUAUAUUUUUGCCAAGCUCACAGAAUAAAAAAAUGAUUUGCUCUGUUUCAAACUGCCUGAAUUAGUACACAAACUGUUCAUCUUAUUUCACAAGCUGAAGAAGCCACUGCAAAGGACAGAGCAACUCCUUGUUAAUGUCCAGGUGUCUGGAUUGACGAACAGGUUUCCAUCCAUGUUCCUUAGGUCUUGUGAUGUGUGAUGGCCCAGUGUUUUCAAGAGGUCCUCCCUUGAAAAUAUAUUCUAUCUCUUAGGUUGUUAGACCUUACGUAGGGGUGGUCUAGGCUUUUGCUUGGAAAGCUCAUGUUCCUCGUUUCUCAUUUAAAGAUUGUUUGUUUUAUAUUUGGUUAUAAAAAAAUAUUUCAUUAUAUAUGUAGCACAGAAUUCUCUGGUUCUGAUAGGUGGCUACUCCAAAGAUGGAAAACUUGGAGAGGUGGCCCUUUGUGUCUGUAUCAUUUUGUGUCUGUAUCAUUUUAAACAUUUUCAUUUUGUGUUUGUCCAUGUGAUUGAUAGUUAAAGUGUGUAUAUAUAAAUAUUUAUAUAUAUUAUAUUUGUGUAUGUAUAUGUACAUAUACAGUUGCAAGAAAAAGUAUGUGAACCCUUUGGAAUGAUAUGGAUUUCUCCACAAAUUGGUCAUAAAAUGUGAUCUGAUCAUCAUCUAAGUCACAACAAUAGACAAUCACAGUCUGCUUAAAGGACCACUAUAGGCACCCAGACCACUUCAGCUAAUGAAGUGGUCUGGGUGCCAGGUCCAGCUAGGUUUAACCCUUUUUUCUAUAAAAUGGGUUAAUCUAGCCUCUAGUGGCUGUCUCAUUGACAGCCGCUAGAGGGCUUCUGCGCUUCUCACUGUGAUUUUUCACAGUGAGAAGACGCCAGUGUUCAUAGGAAAGCAUUGAGAAUGCUUUCCUAUGGACUGGCUGAGUGCGCGCGCAGCUCCUGCCGCGCAUGCGCAUUCAGCCGAAGAGGAGGAAAAGAGGCGGAGAAAAGGAGGAGAGCUCCCCGCCCGGCGCUGGAGAAAGAGGUAAGUUUAACCCCUUCCUCCCCCCAGAGCCCGCAGGAGGGGGACCCUGAGGGUGGGGGCACCCUCAGAGCACUAUAGUGCCAGGAAGUGCCACGAGUAGGUUUUCCUGGCACUAUAGUGGUCCUUUAAACUAAUAACACACAAAGAAUGAAAUGUUGCCAUGUUUUUAUUGAAACAUUCACAGUGCAGGUGGAAAAAGUACAAAUCCUAUAAGUUUAAUAACUGGUUGAACCUCCUUUGGCAGCAAUAACUUCAACCAAAUGUUUCCUGUAGUUGCAGAUCAGACGUGCACAACGGUCAGGAGCAAUUCUUGACCAUUCCCUUUACAGGACUGUUUCAGUUCAGCAAUAUUCUUGGGAUGUCUAGUAUGAAUCGCUUUCUUGAGGUCAUGCCACAGCAUCUCAAUCGGGUUGAGGUCAGGACUCUGACUGGGCCACUUCAGAAGGCGUAUUUUCUUCUGUUUAAGCCAUUCUGUUGUUAAUUUACUUCUAUGCUUUGGGUCAUUGUCCUGUUGCAACACCCAUCUUCUGUUGAGCUUCAGCUGGUAGACAAAUGGCCUUAAGUUCUCCUGCAAAAUGUCUUGAUAAACUUGGGAAUUAAUUUUUCCUUCGAUGAUAGCAAUCCGUCCAGGCCCUGAUGCAGCAAAGCAGCCCCAAACCAUGAUGCCCCCACCACCAUACUUCACAGUUGGGAUGAGGUUUUGAUGUUGGUGUGCUGUGCCUUUUUUUCGCCAUACAUAGUGUUGUGUGUUUCUUCCAAACAACUCAACUUUGCUUUCAUCUGUCCACUUGUGCAAACUGUAAACGUUCAGCAAUGUUUUGUUUGCACAGCAGUGGCUUCCUCUGUGGUAUCCUCCCAUGAAAUCCAUUCUUGUUUAGUGUUUUACGUAUUGUAGAUUCGCUAACAGGGAUGUUAGCAUUUGCCAGUGACUUUUGUAAGUCUUUAGCUGGCACUCUAGGAUUUUUCUUUACCUCAUUGAGCAGUCUGCGCUGUGCUCUUGCAGUCAUCUUUACAGGACAGCCACUCCUAGGGAGAGUAACAGCAGUGCUGAACUUUCUCCAUUUAUAGACAAUUUGUCUUACCGUGGACUGAUGAACAGCAAGGCUUUUGGAGAUACUUUUAUAACCCUUUCCAGCUUUAUGCAAGUCAACAAUUCUUAAUCGUAGGUCUUCUGAGAGCUCUUUUGUGCGAGGCAUCAUUCACAUCAGGCAAUGCUUCUUGUGAAAAGCAAACCCAGAACUGGUGUGUGUUUUUUAUAGGGCAGGGCAGCUGUAACCAACACCUCCAAUCUCAUCUCAUUGAUUGGACUCCAGUUGGCUGACAUCUCACUCCAAUUAGCUCUUGGAGAUGUCAUUAGUCUAGGGGUUCACAUACUUUUUCCACCUGCACUGUGAAUGUUUACAUGGUGUGUUCAAUAAAAACAUGGCAACAUUUCAUUCUUUGUGUGUUAUUAGUUUAAGCAGACUGUGAUUGUCUAUUGUUGUGACUUAGAUGAUGAUCAGAUCACAUUUUAUGACCAAUUUGUGCAGAAAUCCAUAACAUUCCAAAGGGUUCACAUACUUUUUCUUGCAACUGUAUAUAUAUAUGUAUAUGUGGUUAUGGUGCUUAGCAUGUCUCUUUGAUAACAGUAGUCUAGACGACACACACAUGUACAUGGGAGUGAUUUACUUAUUGAAGGAUUGCCAGAUACCGUUUAUAUUUAUUCAUUUAUAACGUACCAACAUUAGCUUGCUUUUAUGUUUGUCUUUCUUCGCCUCUUUUGAUGUUCUCAAUUACCGGCUGUUUUAUUUUCCAUUUUUAAUAUCAAUAAUAACGGUAAAACACUGCAUAAAGUACCGGUGCUAAUUAAAUGUUAAUAGUAACAACUUCUUACAAUGUACGGUACAGUGAAUAGACAAAUCCUAUGAGUAAAUUACUCCACAUUUUGGAGAAUGGGAAGGAGUUGGGCUUUAAAAAACUUGACUUGUAACUGCAAGUUUUAAGAUUUUGUAAAAAAGGUAAAAAAAAAUCAAAAAAAAUCAAAUAUAAAAAGAGUUACACAGACAUGUGUUGACCUUUAAUGGAGAUUUUGAUUAUGAAGGUCACUGAUUGUGUAAUGAAGGUGUGGGGAGAGCUGUAUGUAUUCUAAGGGAUGUGGUUACAGAGACAGAUCGUAUAUUGACAAAAGCACAAUACAAUACACCAAGAAGGGGGAACACCCAGUAUGGAAAAUCUUUGGUGGAAACUGCUAGCUCUGUAACAUUUUGUCUUUAACAUCUGCGAAGUGGGCAUAUUUUUUUGAGAACUUUUAGAGAUGUAUCACAACCUGGUUCUCGAUAUAUUUAUAACAAUGAACUUUUUUCCUAUUUUUUUUACUUUUUUUUUGUACAUUUGUAUUACAAUUUAACUCAGGGAUAGAAAACCUACAAAGCAAUAAUAGACAGCAAUGUACCAUUAUCAUAGGCGUGCGCAGCCUAUUGCAUUAGGGUGUGUACCCUAAAGCACAAGCUCACGCCGCAUAUAUAUGUAUGUAUGUAUAUAUAUAUGUGUAUAUAUAUAUAUAUAUAUAUAUAUAUAUACAUACACAUAUAUACACACUGCUGUGUGUGUGUGUGUGUGUGUGAGGGUGCUGUUAGUGUGAUGUGUGAGACGGUGCUGGUAGUGUGCUAUGUGGGUGAGGGUGUUUGUGUGUGCGUGCUUGUGAGGAUGCUGUUAAUGUACUCUGUGUGAGGGUGCUGUUAAUGUACUGUGUGUGAGGGUGCUGUUUGUGUGUGAGGGUACUGGUAGUGUGCUGUGUGUGUGUUUGUUAGGGUCCUGUUUGUGUUUGUGAGGGUACUGUUAGUGUGCUGUGUGUGUGUGAGGGUGCUGUUUGUGUGCUGUGUGUUUGUGAGGGUGCUGUAUGUGUGUGGGUGCUGUAUGUGUGUGGGUGCUGUGUAUGUCUGUGGGUGCUGUAUGUGUGUGGGUGCUGUGUAUGUCUGUGGGUGCUGUAUGUCUGUGGGUGCUGUGUAUGUCUGUGGGUGCUGUAUGUGUGUGGGUGUUGUAUGUCUGUGGGUGUUGUAUGUCUGUGUGUGCUGUAUGUGUAUCGGUGCUGUAUGUCUGUGGGUGCUGUGUAUGUCUGUGGGUGCUGUAUGUGUAUGGGUGCUGUAUGUCUGUGGGUGCUGUGUAUGUCUGUGGGUGCUGUGUGUGUCUGUGGGUGCUGUGUGUGUGUGUGUGGGUGCUGAGUAUGUCUGUGGGUGUUGUGUAUGUCUGUGGGUGCUGAAUGUGUGUGGGUGCUGAAUGUGUGUGGGUGCUGUGUAUGUCUGUGGGUGCUGUAUGUGUAUGUGCUGUGUGUGUUGUAUGUGUGUGUGGGUGAUUGUGGGGGGGUGGAGGUGGGGGUACAUUACUUGCUAUCCCCCCUCCCUUCUUACCUUUUGUAGGGAGGGGGGAUCCUUGUUGCUGCUGAUUCCAUCCCUGGUGGUCCAGUGGAGAGUGAACUCUAGCCCCUGUGGGGCUAGAGUUCACUCUCGCGAGAUUUGAGCGUUGCCGUGGCAACGCUCAUAUCUCGCGAGAGGAACCCGGCGGAGCUGCCGGCAAUAGCUCCGCCGGUCCUCUCCUGCCUCCCUCCCUGCAUGUGGGUCAGUGGGGAGGGAGGCGGAGAGCAGAGCCGGCGCCCGGAUAGCGCCGGCUCUGCAUGAGCCGACAGGGGAGAUCCUGAGAUCUCCCCUGCCGGUCUCAAUAUAUAUAGGCGUGCCGCAGGGAUUAGGGUGUGCCCCGGCACACCCCGUGCGCAAGCCUAUGACCAUUAUGUUAAUUGAUAUAGUUGGUUAAAACAUGAUAAAUGUUGUUACACAAGAGAAGACAAGAAGAGUUCAGUUAGUGAGCAUGUUGUUAAAAGGGCUAGUAUGGCAUGAUAUAUAUAAAUAAAUAACUGGCUGCAAUCUGCCACGGAGGGAGCACCAACAGGGAGGGACGGUGGGAGGUGAAAGGCACGCUGUCUGCAAAGGAAAAUUUUAACAUUUCGGCAGCGUGCAAUGUGUGCUGACGCAGACGUAUUUUAUGCACAGAAUUUACAAUAGGCACCACGGAACAAAAAUCUGGGUUACCAAUGUUACGUGUGGUGGGGGUGCAACUAGCCCCUCCACACAAUUACAAAUAUCACUGCAUGUGCACCAUUUCAAGCAGAAACAUGCUGUGUACUCGUACAACCAUAACCACUUCAAAUCACUGACGUGGUCAUGGUGGUUUGAGUAACCUUUUAAGCUUGAUAGAUCCGUACAGAUGAUAGAAUUGUAAGUGGUUGUAUGAUUUGUUAUCUUUACAAACUGCUUGCGUUCAGAUCUUUAUCUCUUUCACUUUCACUUUGAGUAAAGUAUUUGAAAUGUUGUCUUUUGAACAGUAGAAAACCUGAGUCUAAUCGGACAAAUGUUGGUUUUCUACAAAGCACAUUUGUAAUAGUGGCAGUCAUUUGCUAGAUGUUUGCAUAGGGCUGUAUUUAUUAGUGGUCCAUUCAUAAUGACGCCAUCCCCAUUGUUUUUGUAGUUAGGGGAAGUAGAAUAAACAAACUAUAUCAAAGGGUACCACUUCACAGGAUACUGUGGAUCGUAACUCCCAUCACUCUGCAAUCACGGCCCGCAGUACCUCUAGUGUCUGUGAGUAUUGGGAGUUCCCCACUGUAGUGGUAAGUGCUAUUUAAAAUGUUAAGACGCACUGCUCUUUUUUAAAGAUUUUCAAUUAUAGAGUUGCUGUUACGAUUCUCAACAUUUUAGAAAAACAUUUGUUUAAAUCCAGAGUGCUGUAAUUCAGUGGUUCCCGAACUAGUCCUCGCACCCCGCCUUCCAGUCCAGGAUUUCGGGAUUACCCAGUUGUGUGUAAGCUGUUUUUAGAAGAAAACAACAAAAACAAUUUAGAUACAACUGGAUAAUCCCUACGUCCUUGGCUGGUGGAGAGUGAUGUGAGGACUGCUUUGGGAACCCCUACUGUAAGUGAAUCUUUGACAUGAUCCUCAUGUUGCCAAUCGAAAGCACAAAAAUGAUUAACAGUGUAGCUUCCAUUAAAAGGACCCCACCGAUGAGUUGUAUUCAUUAGUAGGCAAACAGAGGGGCCAUCAUUUAGUAAACAAUUAAAAUUCUAACAGCCAGUGCUACAAAAUGCACAAAUAUGUGUGUAUAUAUUACUCCACUGCUGUUAAGUAAAAAUUUAAUAAUCCCGUACUGAUUGGAAAUAAAUCUCCAACUACACUAUAUUCACACAAUCAGAACUAGUCACUUAAAUGCGAAUUAAACUGUAAUUUCUCUAGGUCAGCCAUGCUUUUGGUUUGGCUACUCUAACCUUACAUGUGAAUUUCACUUUGAAUUCUCACUUUCGAAUAAACCUGUUUGUUUAUUUGAGCCUAAAUUUUGCAAUUAGAUUUCCAGUUCACUUCUGUGCGUAGUGUAAUGGAUAAACCAAUCAUUUUGUCUUCAAAUCAGAAGACUUUCAUUUUAUAUGGCAUGCUUGUCUGGUGCGUUAAGUGUGAGUGUUUUUUCUUUCAUUUACCAUUACUUCAAAUUUCAUAAGUCAAAUGCACGCUACAAAUAGACACGCUUUAACUGCACUGAAAAAAAUGGGAACAUUUCACUUAAUUUGCAUGGAAUGCCAUAUGCGUGCCCUUUCAGAAAAUAAUUGUAUGAUGAUAUGAAUAUAUGAUGUCACAAUGCCUUAUUGAUUGAAAUCUACACUAAUCAGCCGCCUGCCUAAUGUCGUGUAGGUCCCCCUAGUGCUGCCAAACGCGCUCUAAUGCUUCGAGACAUGGACUCUAAAUGUGUCCUGGGUUAUUUGACACCAAGACAUUAGCAGUAGAUCCUUUAAGUUCUGCAAAUUGUAAGGUGUGACCUCUAUGGAUUGGAUUUAUUGUUUCACCACAUUCCACAGAUGAUCAAUUGGUUUGAGAUCUGGAGAAUUUGGAGGCCAAGGCAACACCUUGAAUUCUUUGUCAUGUUCCUCAAACCAUUCCUGAACAGCGUGGCAGGGUGCAUUAUCUUGCUGAAAUAGGCAGCUGCCAUCAAGGAAAACCAUUGUCUUGUAAGGGGUGUAGGUGGUCUGCACCAAUUUCUAGGCAGGUGGUACGUGUCAAAGUAACAUCCACAUGAAUGCCAGGACCCAAGAUUUCCAAGCAGAACAUUAUUCAGAGCAUAACACUGCUUUCGUUGGCCUGCCUUCUUCCCACAGUGCAUCCUGCUGCCAUCGCUUCCCCAGGAAACUGACACACGUGUACCCGGCCAUCCACCUCAUCUAAAAGAAAACGUGAUUCAUCAGACCUUCUUCCAUUGUCACUUCCCCAAUAAAGACGCUUUUGGCGUAGGACAGGGGUCAUCAUGGGCACUCUGACUACUUUGCGGCCACGCAGCAAACAGCGAUGCACUGUGUGUUUUGAUACCUUUCUAUCAUGGCCAACAUUACGUUUUCCAGAAUUUGAGUUACAGUAGCUCUUCUGUGUGGUCGGAUCAGAUGGGCUAGCCUUCGCUCCCACGUGCAUCAAUGAGCCUUGGGAGCCCAUUACCCUGAUGCCACUUCUCCCUUCCUUGCACUACAUUUGGUAGGUGCUAACCACUGCGUACCCGUAACACCCCACAAGACUUGCCUUUUCUCAGAUACUCUGACCCAGUUGUCUAGCCAUCACUGUUUGGCCCAUGUCAAAGUCACUCACUUGCCCACUUUCCCUGCUUCCAAGAUAUGAAAUUCAAGAACUGACUGUUCACUUCCUACCUAAUAUAUCCCACCCCUUGACAGGUGCCGUUGUAACAAUAUAAUCAAUGUUACUCACUUCAAGUCAGUGGUUUUAAUAUUGUGGCUGGUUAGUGUAUGUAUUUGCUGGGUUAAAAAUACACCAUAUCCCAAAUGUGACAAUCUGUUUCGAUUAGCAAACAUUUUAACCAUUGUUUGCACCUGGAAUUCCCAAUGCACAGAGCAUCAUGGUGGCUGGGGGCUACCGUUUAUAUUUUGGAAUCCCACGUUACAUUGUUUUACUCGUUCUUAGUGUAUUUUGUGUUCUGAUUCAUGUAAAACGUGGAGAACAAAAUAAUACCAUUAGAUAACUGUACGCUUACAUGCACAAAGUAUAGAUCAUUUUUAUUUCUUUUCUCCGUCUACAGUUACAGAGAGGGCGGCAGUUAUUGAUUACUCUGCUCUCCUGAUCUUGUGCACGACCUCAUCGAUGACAUAAUUGAUUACAUGACAUUGUAUGAUUAAUAUAUCAUGUUUAUGGGAUUAAGGGAAAUCUUAUCUGCCGAGUGAUGGUAUUGAACGCAUGAGGUCACUAUGGUCCCUUUAGAGCUGGUUUUAUGAUGAACCUGUCAUGCAGAGGACAUUCCUACUAAAAUUGCUCUGGGAUGCAAUAGGUGUGCGAAAUACAGCCGUUCCGGGGGAUACUGCAAUAACAGAAGGAAAGCAGGAGAAAGUGGCUGUAGGUAAUGGAUUACAAGGGACAAUUCUACAAUACAAUAGAUAGAGGAAACAAUUGAACAUGUAUAAGCUGGGGAAUGACAAAGGAUGGAGAGAGUAGUCUGGGAGUCUAUUGAUAUGAAGAAUAAAAGAAGCAGUAGAACCGGACUUGGCCAAGAUUCUAACAGGAGUACAGCUGACACUGUAAUAUGGGGUCAGGCCACGGGAGACACUAGGCAGUGGAACAGAGGAGGCUACCUGAAGGUCAAACAAGCAGGACACUAGGGAGAACACCAGGGGGGAUUUAUCAUGGAAAAACAGGUGGUCUUCGAAGUGCUAGAUGUUGAGCUGUAUUCUUUUGCUCCUUAUUUUGCACUUUGCCCUAGAAGAGCAUUUGCCUUUUGCCUUCAUAAAUCUUAACCCAAAAAGUUAAUUAAUGGAAACCAGAGGCCAAAAGGACCAUGGAAGAUGGGACAAAUGGGAGCAAAAAAUAUUGGGGAGAACAUUAUUUGGAUCAUUGGAUGAUGACCGUCAAGUGGCCACUAUAUUGGAUUGCCGGGGAUAAAAAAAAUAGAAGAGACAGGACAGAGCAUUUAGGAGAGGGUUAUCGCAUGUUUUCCUGGACCCAUACCUUUACCCUAUGCUGACUGGCAAUCCAUGAAAAGAGCUGUCUUGUGGUAUGUAGAAUUCAUAUGCUGCAGGAAGAUAUCAGUUAUCAGGGGCAUUUCCAAACAGUUUAACAUUUGUUCACCACUCAAUCGGGAUUAUUCUUAAACACUGUAUUGUGAAUUAAAAAACAAAUGGCAACAUCAUACUUUAUAAAAUUCUCAAGAAGCAAUGGUUGAUGUUAACAGAUGAGCUUAUAAUUUUUGUAUUUUUUCCCCCCCAAAUUUUUAUUUUACAUUUUGUAGUUAAUGAGCUCAUAAUUUAUGCUCGUAAAGCAGUACUAAAAACCUUAUUUAACUGUAGGUAGGUUGUUUUAUUUAUUUAUUUUUAAAUUCCUUUUGUUUUAUACAUCAAUAGUUCUUUUAUGUUUUCUCUCAUUCCCUGCAUAAUUUUGUUUCUACAUUUAAUUAAAAAAAAAAAAAAUGGUGUUACGUAUUAUUGUAAAAGAUGGUGUUACUUACAUAUGUUUCCCGUACCAUAGAUUGCAAAUCAGUGCUCUGCAUUGUUCUGCACACGUCUGAGACCUAGCUCCGACCCUAGAAAUGUCUCUCUGUCAACGAGCAGUGCGGCACACUAGUGUCAGUAUGGAGCGCUGCAGCUACACUGGAGCAGGACUCCGGGUCUAUCUGUACUGGAGCAAUGAUCAGGAGCAUUAUGUCAGCUACACACAGGACGUUACAACUGCAGAGGAAAUCUGCAUACACAUUGCACAGAAGAUUGGUAAGAAAUGGACAGAAAUCUUAAGUGGGUAUUAAUAAUAAACAUGGGGCUGUAAGAUGGAGAAUUCUCUCCUCCCAUCGCAGGAUAGCCGUGCGAACAAUGUAAUGUAGAAGUCUGUUCCUUUCAGCGCAAUGCUGCCAGGAAUCUCCCCACACACAGUGCACAUACAGGAAGGAUCUAUGGGACAUGGAGUCUGUCCCUCCAAGCACAGAAUGACUCAGACAGGAGGAAACUAUAGGACAUGGUGUCUGUCCCUCCCAGCACAGGGUGACACAGACAGGAGGGAGCUAUGGGACAUGGAGUCUGUCCCUCCCAGCACAGGGUGAGACAGACAGGGGGGAGCUAUGGGACAUGAAGUCUGUCCCUCCCAGCACAGGGUGACACAGACAGGAGGGAGCUAUGGGACAUAUUGUCUGUCCCUCCCAGCACAGGGUGACACAGACAGGAGGGAGCUAUGGGACAUAUUGUCUGUCCCUCCCAGCACAGGGUGACACAGACAGGAGGGAGCUAUGGGACAUGAAGUCUGUCCCUCCCAGCACAGGGUGACACAGACAGGAGGGAGCUAUGGGACAUGGAGUCUGUCCCUCCCAGCACAUGGUGACACAGACAGGAGGGAGCUAUGGGACAUGGAGUCUGUCCCUCCCAGCACAGGGUGACACAGACAGGAGGGAGCUAUGGGACAUGGAGUCUGUCCCUCCCAGCACAGGGUGACACAGACAGGAGGGAGCUAUGGGACAUGGAGUCUGUCCCUCCCAGCACAGGGUGACACAGACAGGAGGGAGCUACGGGACAUGGAGUCUGUCCCUCCUAGUACAGGGUGAGACAGACAGGAGGGAGCUAUGGGACAUGGAGUCUGUCCCUCCCAGCACAGGGUGAGACAGACAGGAGGGAGCUAUGUGACAUGGAGUUUGUCCCUCCCAGCACAGGGUGACACAGACAGGAGGGAGCUAUGGGACAAGGAGUCUGUCCCUCCCAGUACAGGGUGACACAGACAGGAGGGAGCUAUGGGAUAUGGAGUCUGUCCCUCCCAGCACAGGGUGGCAGAGACAGGAGGGAGCUAUGGGAUAUGGAGUCUGGCCCACUCACAGCAGUAUGACAUAGACAGGGCAGACCAAUAGCACAUGGAGUCUGGCCCUCCUGCCAAUAGGUAAGUGAAAUAGGAAAGCUGUUGUUUGAGACUCAUACAUCAUUUUCAAGCAAAUACAUAAAAAUGUCAGUAAAUGUGUCUUAAAAAUGUAUUUUCUGUCUGUAUUUCAGGAAUUAGUCCGCUGUGCUAUACUUUGUUUGCACUUUAUGAUAUCCAGGAGAAAUACUGGUAUCCACCCAACCAUGUUUUUAAAAUCUCCAAAGAUAUGAAGCUUGUUCUCCAUUUCCGCAUGAGGUGAGGGAAAUGUUUCCACCAUGUCAUCAGGGAUGGACUGACAGCCAUUUGGGCUCACUGGCAAAAUUAGGUCCUGGGCCCUUUGAAGGCUAAUAUAUUUAUUUGAUCAAUUUUAAAUAUAACUUUCAGAUAAUGUUGUGCAUUACAUUUGAUGCAUAUAUUGUUUAUCAAUGCAUGUUUGCAUUUUAACAUUUAAAAUCAAUGUGAAUGUAUGUUUCUGCAUAUGGUGCCAGUAUAAAUGCAUGCGUAUUUGUAGAAUAUCAAUGUGUGUGAAUUCACUGAUAUAUUUAAGUGUAGUGGAACACUGCGUGUAAAUAGAGAGAUACAUUUUGUCUACGGCAAGAAUGUUAAUGUGGUCUUGUAUUUAUGUAGUCUCAAAGUACAAUUGUAUGAGUCAACGUAUGUAUUUGUGUAACGAGGAUUUGUGUGAAACCCAGAGAAUAUUUAGUGUAGUGCCAGGGAGUAAAAAAUACAGGAGGUCAUAUGCAUGUUGUAUACGUGUAUGAAAACAGGCAGUAUUUUAUUAGAAAGUAACAAACAACAAUAUGGUAAACCGCGCAAAAAGAUGAACAAUUCUAAAAGUGCGUGCAAUAAAAUAGUAAUAUAUACAUACACUGGGGAAAGUCCAAUAUUGUGGUGGUAUAUAUGACGCUCAAAAAAAUAAGAACAUGAAAAAAUAAUAGUGCAAUAAGUUGCAGAAAUAUUAAAACAUGUGUAUAUAAAAACCCAAUAAAAAAGACUAACUCGCACUUUUUAGAGCUACUAAGAGCUCUGCUGUAUAUCGCAUGGGUAGUAUAAUCCCCGUCUUAGGAUAUGUGGAUAGUCUCUGUAGUUGGUAUCCAGUUCUCCGCAACCGUAUAUAGGAAAAAACAGAAUAGAAUCCAAUGGCACAGUAUAUAGUAAAUAAUUUGCAAUGAAAUAAAAGCAGGUAUCCUACUCACAAUUUCCAGAGCAAAAACUUGCUCUGGUGGUAUGGGCUUGUGAGCAAGUUAUUGCUCUGGAAAUUGUGAGUAGGAUAUCUGCUUUUAUUUUAUUGCAUAUUUUUUACUAUAUACUGUGCAAUUGGAUUUGUCUGUAUCCUCCUGGCUGCAUUCAAUCAGCUCUCUGUCUCCCAGGUGCUGCUCCUCUUGUGGAUGUGUUAAGGCCGCCCUGCAUGUGUGGAAUGAGAGCAGAGUAUGUGAUUGCACAUCUUUUCCCAUCUGCUCAUCCCACACAGAUUGCCUGUACUGCACCGCGCAGGGAGAGUGAAGAGACCUGAGAAGGGGGACAAUCGUGCUGCCAGGUCUCACACUGCGGAGGGAAGAGUUGGGAGGUGAUACUGCGAUAGAUGCAGGUCCCACACAGGCCGGGCCCGCAACUAUCGCCGGAAUAAAGCACAAUAAAUAAUGCUGGACCAGAUGGAGAGAUCCGAUGCCUUGUCUAGGCAUCCGGGCCCCUGACUGCCACGGGCCUUCGAUCAAUGACCGAUAUGCCUGAGUGGUCAGUCUGCCUUUGCAUGUCAAUGUUUCUGGUACUUAUUACGGUCACGUGUACUCUCGGCCCAUUCUACAAUCAAAUGUUUCUGUUUGCUGUUUCAGGUAUUAUUUCAGAAAUUGGCAUGCAUUGAAUGAGAAGGACCCGGCAGUGUGUCGCAAUGUCCCAAAGAGCAAUGAUAGCAUCGAGGAUAAGAGCCACCCUGAUCUAGCAGAUAGCAUUUUGGAUCUGGCAUCUUUUGAAUACCUCUUUGAACAGGUAAUAGGAUACAGGAAGACAUGAAUAAUGUUCCCAUCAACACCACCACAACUUGAACAUUGCUAGGAAAUGACAUGUGGUACCUAUGGGACAUGGAGUCUGUCCCUCCCAGCACAGGGUGACACAGACAGGAGGGAGCUAUGUGACAUGGAGUCUGUCCCUCCCAGCACAGGGUGACAGACAGGAGGGAGCUAUGGGACAUGGAGUGUGUCCCUCCCAGCACAGGUCGACACAGACAGGAGGGAGCUAUGGGACAUGGAGUCUGUCCCUCCCAGCACAGGGUGACACAGACAGGAGGGAGCUAUGUGACAUGGAGUCUGUCCCUCCCAGCACAGGGUGACACAGACAGGAGGGAGCUAUGUGACAUGGAGUCUGUCCCUCCCAGCACAGGGUGACACAGACAGGAGGGAGCUAUGGGACAUGGAGUGUGUCCCUCCCAGCACAGGUCGACACAGACAGGAGGGAGCUAUGGGACAUGGAGUCUGUCCCUCCCAGCACAGGGUGACACAGACAGGAGGGAGCUAUGUGACAUGGAGUCUGUCCCUCCCAGCACAGGGUGACAAAGACAGGAGGGAUCUAUGGGACAUGGAGUGUGUCCCUCCCAGCACAGGUCGACACAGACAGGAGGGAGCUAUGAGAAACUGAGUUUAUUUUCCUGUUUUAUGACAAUGUUCCUGUGUCUGAUUGUUACAGGGGAAGUUUGACUUUGUGAAUGAUGUGGCUUCACUGAAGGAUUUCUGGACAGAGCAGGAUAUCCACAGAUUUAAGAAUGAGAGCCUCGGUAUGGCAGUGCUUCACCUGUCUCAUAUUGCCAUCAAGAAGAAGAUUUCACUGGAAGAAGUGGCGAGGCAGGUUAGGUGAGUGUUCCGUAGAGAAUGCUUUCCGCUAUUCAGUUUGGUGAUAGGUUGACUAGCCAUUCCUUUCUUACCUCCACCGUACAUGCUAAUCCAUUUAGCAACAUUUUCUGGUUUUAAUAAUAAAGUUUUUUUGUUUUUUUGAGACAGUUAUUUAACAUCUAUAUAACCAUAAUGCCUGAUUUCAUAUAAAACCUCACUUUUAAAGAAAUUCUUCAGAGAGAUUAAACGUAUCAAUUAAUCAAUUUUACUUGACUACUCAAAAGGGUCUUUUACUUUAAUUAUUUAUUAUAUUUAAAGCAGACAGAAGGCUGUAAUUGGUUUUUAAAUGGCCAUUAUUGGCACUAUAACAACUUUGCACGAUUUCCGAGGUGUGUGGCUUGUAAAAGCAGCCACUUGUAGAACAUGCAACUACAACUACAGACCUGUUCAUCUCACUCAGACAUAGCAAAUGAGGAGUGUUUACUUCCAACUGUGAUUUAUGAAUUUUGUCCAACUUAUACGUGCGAGGUCUGCUGCAGAGAACCUCUAUCUACUAUGUAACUAAAGGACUACAAAGGACAGUAUACAUUUAAAACAUUAUAAAUAUUGGGGUUAACUUUUUUGGUAAUAGUAUCCUGUAUUCUGGUGGGGUGCGUGUUUCUUCAGCACCCAACCAGCUUAGUUUAUAUGUUUGUGUCUUCCAGUUUUCUCUAAAAUAUGGCUUUUCAUGCAGCAGUUAAAGGGACUCUCCAGUGCCAGGAAAACAAUCCGUUUUCCUGGCACUGCAGGUCCCCUCUCCCUCCCACCUCCGAUAGCGUGAGGACGUCCAGCUACGCUAUAGCACAGAAAAUAGCAGACAGCCACUAGAGGAGGAGUUAACCCUGCAAGGUAAUUAUUGCAGUUUAUAAAAACUGCAUUAAUUACACUUGCAGGGUUAAGGCUAGUGGGCAGAAGUGGUCUGGGUGCCUGGCGUGUCCCUUUAAUACCACAGAUUCCACAUAUUUGAUCUUCUCUAUGUAAUAAGCCAUUUCAAAUCCAUUUAUUUUAAUGAUAGGGUAUUCUGAUGCUUUAGAGAUGGAAAACAAUCCACUUCUCAUCUUCACUUUAAUGUCUGCUGAAAUUCUGAUUUUCUGUCUUUCCAGCUUCAAAGAGUGCAUCCCAAAGUCAUUUUGCCGACAGAUCCAGCAGAAUAAUUAUCUCACCAAGUUCCGUAUGAGGAAUGUCUUUAAGAAAUUUGUUCGCCAUUUCCACCUCCAUACAGUGGGUCCUGGGAAGCUUACCGAAGAAGAUGUCAUGUACAAAUACCUUUCUACUUUGGAAAACCUGUCAUCCCGAUUUGGCUGUGAAGAAUUUAAGGCUCUCUCCCUUGAGCUUCCAACUGAGGGAGAGAAGCUCCCUCUUUACAUUAACGGAGGUUAUUUGGAGCACUCUGAGAUCACGAACAAGGAUCCUACCACUACCGCUCUGGUUAUGGUCAGUGGAAUGGAUGGAAUCCAGUGGAUGACCUCCAAAGAAGAGGUUAGCUAUAAAUAUCUCAAUGCUACAUGAUGGACAGUUCAAAAAUGAGCUUUCUCGUUGUCUGCAAUAUUUCUUUUGGUUUAUCUUUCUUGACUAUUGUCAGUUUGUUUCUAAAUGUCAUUGUAUAUGGUAAACGACAACAAAAAAAUAUAUAGUAGCAAGAGGAAAACCUAAUGCAGCGACCAGGAGUAGGUUAAAAAAAAGGAAUCGAAAAAAAUAAACAAGUACUAAAACAAGGGCGGGGGGGUGGGGGGGGGGCUAGGGGGGGGAGUGGAAUACAUCCACUAAACAGUGAUUAGAGAAAAAUAAAAUGUACCGCAGUCAGAUUGGCUCAAAGUCUGGAUUGGUAAUAUCAGUUCAUGUCCAUAUUGUACACAAAGAAAGACAAUAAACAUCCAAAAUGUAAUAAAAAUUAUACAAUCUAGUCCACAAUGUAUCAUCUGUAAAAACCACUGAAUGCCUGGGCUCCUUCCACAGAAACAAACAGGAGACCUAUAGAUUCUGCUGAAAUACUAUAGUAUCAGACUUAAAUCCCAAAUGUAGAUAGAAGCACUGAUGGACAGAUGUCAUAAAGAUCGAUAGAAGGCUGGAGACGGGAUGAAUACUUCCAAACCAACAAAAUCAAAUCAAUAAACAAAGAUAAAAACAGGGCCAUAAUGCUUUCUGUAAUACUUUUAUUUUAGAAAAGAUAAAGGAUAAAAUGCAUUCUCAGAAGGUGCAGAUCUAGCAUAGAGACAAUGUAUUUGCCCACACGAGACACAAUCAUUGCAUCCGGAUCAGAAACUCAGAUAAAGGCUGGAUGUAACCCUCCUCCUCACCCUGAGAGCGGCUCAGAAGACUGUCUGCUCCCCAAAUAUGAAGACAUAGAGCUGCCAUGUAUUCGUACGGAGUGAAUGACACAUUAGACAUUCCUGUAAAGUAGAACCUAAGGUACUAAAUUUUGGCACUCAUGAGAAAUGUACGUUGCAGACUUGAUGGAUGUGACAGUUUGCUGUCUCUGGCUUAGAGCAUACAUAAAGUAUAUUCUGAUUAGGAUGCACUGAAAUGACUAGAUUGUGUGUAAUCGUUGUUGAUUAUAUACCAUCACCUACAAGGUUAUUCACUAAAUUGGGAAUUUUCAGGAAAUAUUAAAGAGUUUAAAAUUUUAGACCAUAAAAGCCGAAAAAGAGAAAACCUCUCCAAGUCAACUAUUUUUCCAUUUUAGCUAUUUAGUCCUAACAUUUUACAUUUUCCGCUUCACUGAAUAAUUCUGAGAGAGCGAACACCCUCAAUAUGUGAAUUUUUGGGGAUUUAUUUUUAAUAAAUUCCCUGUAAUGAUAAAUCUCGUUAGCCAGACCGAUGUAUCUCACACUUCCUUUUUAUUGUCUCUUUAAAUGGCUCAGGAAAACACAGAGAAUGUGGUCCAGAAAAACUACUUCAGUAAGAAGAAGAUCAAAGGACAGAAAAUGGCUAAAGCCUCUCAGGAAAGGACUUCCCCCAAAUGGGAGCAGUUCUGUGAUUUUCAGGACAUUACCCACAUUGUGAUCAGCAGGAGCAGAGUCAGCGUCAACUGUCAGGACAAUCGAUGCCUGGUGAGUGCAUCAGCUGCCUUUACCAAAGGGACCUGUUAAAACAAGACAGUGACUGCCAAUCUAUGCAUCCCAAGGUUUCUGAAUAUAUAUUCCCAUUGCCAGUUGUGCCAAGGUCUCUGUCACUGCUGUAAAUCUCAUCCAUUUGCAUUAUGUGCCAUCAUGGAGUAGAUUAGCUACAAGUCUAUCCACUGAUAUUAGUGAAAUAGUCCAGUUUUUACCUUGGUGGCCUUCAAUAUGGUUUCUGUCUUCUCUCCAGGAGAUAGUUUUACCUUCGUACGAACAAGCUCUGUCUUUUGUGUCUUUGGUGGAUGGAUAUUUUCGACUCACAACAGAUUCUAACCACUACCUGUGCCAUGAGGUCGCCCCCCCACGUCUGGUGAUGAGCGUCACAAACGGAAUACACGGACCCCUUCAGUAAACAGAUUUCAAUAUAUACCCUUUCCCUUCUGGUGUCUUUCUGAUUAACUGUAUAAACGCCUCCUAUUACUCCAUAUAGCCUCUCUCUAUAACUCCUCCUAUUACUCUAUAUAACCUCUCCCUAUAACUCCUCCUAUUACUCCAUAUAACCUCUCUCUAUAACUCCUCCUAUUACUCCAUAUAACCUCUCUCUAUAACUCCUCCUAUUACUCCAUAUAACCUCUCUCUAUAACUCCUCCUAUUACUCCAUAUAAUCUCUUACUAUAACUCCUCCUAUUAUUCCAUAUAACCUAUCCCUAUAACUCCUCCUAUUACUCCAUAUAACCUAUCCCUAUAACUCUUCCUAUUACUCCAUAUAACCUCUCUAUAACUCCUCCUAUUACUCCAUAUAACCUCUCUCUAUAACUCCUCCUAUUACUCCAUAUAACCUCUCCCUAUAACUCCUCCUAUUACUCCAUAUAACCUCUCUCUAUAACUCCUCCUAUUACUCCAUAUAACCUCUCUCUAUAACUCCUCCUAUUACUCCACAUAACCUCUCUAUAACUCCUCCUAUUACUCCACAUAACCUCUCUAUAACUCCUCCUAUUACUCCAUAUAACCUCUCUAUAACUCCUCCUAUUACUCCAUAUAACCUCUCUCUAUAACUCCUCCUAUUACUCCAUAUAGCCUCUCGCUAUAACUACUCCUAUUACUCCAUAUAACCUCUCUCUAUAACUCCUCCUAUUACUCCAUAUAACCUCUCCCUAUAACUCCUCCUAUUACUCCAUAUAACCUCUCUCUAUAACUCCUCCUAUUACUCCAUGUAACCUCUCUCUAUAACUCCUCCUAUUACUCCCUAUAACCUCUCCAUAUAACAUCUCCCUAUAACUCCUCCUAUUACUCCCUAUAAACUCUCCAUAUAACCUCUCCCUAUAACUCCUCCUAUUACUCCAUAUAACCUCUCCCUAUAACUCCUUCUAUUACUCCAUAUAACCUCUCCCUAUAACUCCUCCUAUUACUCCAUAUAACCUCUCUCUAUAACUCCCCCUAUUACUCCAUAUAACCUCUCCCUAUAACUCCUCCUAUUACUCCAUAUAACCUCUCCCUAUACCUCCUCCUAUUACUCCAUAUAACCUCUCUCUAUAACUCCUCCUAUUACUCCAUAUAACCUCUCUCUAUACCUCCUCCUAUUACUCCAUAUAACCUCUCUAUAUAACUCCUCCUAUUACUCCCUAUAACCUCUCCCUAUAACUCCUCCUAUUACUCCAUAUAACCUCUCCCUAUAACUCCUCCUAUUACUCCAUAUAACCUCUCACUAUAACUCCUACUAUUACUCCCUAUAACCUCUCUCUAUAACUUUUCACAGUGAGCAGUAUGUGGCUCUAAAGCUGAAGCGGGAGGAGCAGGAGGACGGUCUCUAUAUUAUUCGGUGGAGCUCCUUCAGUUUUAAUAAAAUGAUAAUGACUGUGAAGAGCACCAGCCAGGUGAGUGGGAAUAAAUAACAACAGUGUGAUUUCUGUUAAUGUGUGAUACUGGUCUUUUUUAAAUUGUUUAAUAUGUUUGUCCGUAUAAAGUUCAAAACUGUUUAAGUGACAGAUGCAGCGCAUGCUGUAGUGAAUAAUAAAUAAUACACCAGACACCAAUUAAUGAUUGCCGUAAGGCUGUGGUAAUAUUUAUUGGGGUUUGUGUGCAAAUAAAUACAUUAACUCAACAUAUUAAACCAAAAACCGCCUUACCGUUUGUUUACCGCUACCCCACAGCCAAAACAUAAGGAAUUAACUCUUUGUUUUGGCUGCCCAAACCCCGGCCUUCUCAACAAUAGUUUGCGACCCAACGUUGAAUAUAUCGCAACCGAUGGCUGAUAGUUGGACGUUGUCCUCAUCCUCACCCACCUCCCUCCAAUUCCGCAUGUCUUUAGCUGAAACCCUUAAAUAAAACCAUUAUACUGCAAAUGGCCCGAUUCAUUUUCUGUCUAGUUUUCUCUAAUGCGCGCCGAUUAUGCCUCCGAAACCAACUGAAAUGAAGUAUCAUUUCUGACCAAACCAAACCUGCUCCUGGAAACAUGCUUUGAAUGGAAAAAUAUAUCUUUUUAAGAAAUUGAAUAAUAAGCAAUGACUUCAAACAUCAAAGGUCAUUUCCCGCUAUGUGUAAAAUAAAAAUGUCCGGGGAGGGAAGCUCAACAAAACAUUCAUUAAUAACGUCCAUAACUUGUGACAGUUUUAAGCUGCUAACACCCUACUAGUAAAUUAUAUACAUGACUCCACAGUAUACCCAAGAUUGAUUCCGAUAAACCUUUAUCCCUCUUCUGGGCACAUUCUGUAAAUGAAUGUCCGACUACCCACACCACUUUCGAUGAAUCUGUGAAUUAAAAAGAUUAAUUUAAAUAAUUGUCGCCGAACAUAAAUCUUAUAAUGAGUAGAUUUCCAUCUUCCAAUCCACUCAACUACUUUUUCUGUUAAACCUAUAUUGGCCCCCUCAGUAGCCAUCCCAAUUCAAAACGAGUAUGAACAGAUAGGUAAAUGCCACAAGUUCAGCUUAUUCAAACACACACAAACUGAAAUCUGGACAGAGGCAAACCCGCAGAAUGCAUUAGAAAAGGUCCAUUCAACUUAGGUCUUGAUAACAGAUAUUCUAGGACCAAGGCUACUAGACAAGCAAUCUUGUCCUCUAAAGUAGUGCUCCUCAACCCUCUCCUCAAGGCACAGUCCAGGAUUUAUUGAUGGACUCUAUGGUUGUUGUUUUUUUUAACACCUUAGACACACCGGGUAAUCCCUAAAUCAUGGACUGUUAGAUGUGCCUUGAGGAGAGGGUUAGGGAGCACUGCUCUAAAGGAAAAAUCUGCGCCCAUUGACCUCUGCCUUCAUGAUCAGUUUUUGACUUCCGAAUCCAGCAGAUCAAUUUAUCGCCUUGAAAACAAACAUCACCAAUUGCAACCCUGAGAGCUUAAAUUUGCUAAAUCACACCAGCUUAUUUAUACAUAACCCUGCAAAAAAAAAAAAAAAAAAAGGCUAAUACUAAGGCUGCUCUAAAUCAAAACAGUUCAUAAAAAGAAACAAUCGACAAGACAUUCAGCAAUUCUUUCAACAUUUUGUAACCGAUUGGUCUCAUUUUAUUCAGAAUCUUAAAACCUUUUAUAUAGCCAUUUAACAGCUAUUUCAUAAAAUCCUGAACUAUCAGGUCUUUCUUUUAAAAGUUUAAAAAAUGUGUAAUACCUGCUAACUUAGAAAAUACAACGCUUUUACUUAUUAAACCUAGCAUGGACUUAAUAAUAAACUUCACCUGACCCCCACAUUGGUCUGCCUUGUUCAAAUGAAAGUUAAACCAUUUAUUCCAUGCCGUAACAUAGCCAGACCAAGAGAAUGGUGCCAGUGCAUUCUUUGAAUAAUCAUCAAUUAGUACAAAAUUAAUUCCCGCCUCCGGAGUCAAACCUUAAAACCCGUCAAACUGAAAAUGUGAAAAAAUAAUCCGCUACCGCAUUAUGUUAGCCUGAAAUAUGUACCGCCUUCAACCAGAUGGUAAAACACAAACCUAAUAACACAGAAUUUCUUUACAAGCUAACUACAAACUCUGAUUUUGCGACUUCCGAAAGUUUAUUACCAUUAAAAAAAAAAAAUCCUUUUGCUAAAUUUUUUCUCCAAUUCUAAAUUUCUAAAACAAUAGAUAAAAGUUUCAAUAAUGUUAAAUGUUUGUUAAACCGGCCUCAAACCAAACUUUUCCACACUAACAGAUCCUUUUUAAUGGCCACAGUUACACGAACAUUAUGAAAAGGCAAAUUCUUAACAGAACAAGCUAAAUCCAUUCACCUACGCAAUAUACUUCGCAUUGGCAAAAUUCUUCUGGCAAAAGCCAAAAGGCCAAGUAAGGAUUGAAAAUAUUUCACUGUUGCUUUCUUUUUUUUAAAAAUAAUUUUCUAAUUUCAUUCUCUGAAUUUUUUCAAAUGGAAGUUGGCAGUCCAUAGAAACGGAAUCAUUAUUAAUUCCUAGAAUUUGUAAACGACAAGGUAGGUUUGACUGUCUUUUCAGCUGCCAAUUUCUCAAAAUCACAAAACGGGUUUGAUACAUUUUUACAUUCGUCACCUUGAGCUGAACAUGAAAAAAAAAAUAAUAAUCUAAAUAAUGAAACAAUUAAAAACAUAUUGGACUUUAAACUUAUAACCCAAUCAAUAAACAUAGAAAAAGCCUCUAAAUAAAAACAUGAAAUAGAACAUCCCAUUGGCAAACAUUGACCGUAAAAAAAAGCCUACUGAAUUAAAACCACAAGGGUGAAUAGGCAACAAACGAAAGGCAGCCUCAAUAUCCACCUUUGCCAUCUGAGCCCCUCUUUCCAUUAAAACUAACCCAGUGUAUUUCAUCAUCCAAAGACAAAUAAGACAUUCCAAAUGAAUACAUAUCCAGUUUGUCGUCAGAGAUACACCCAAAGGAAAAGACAAGUGAUGAAUUAAAGGAAAAUAACCUGGGUCCUUUUUGGGCCCUAACCCUAAAGUUCUUUACACCAUCCCUGAUUGUGAAAGAACCAAAUGGUUUCAUUUUCAAUCAGGUGUAACUUACUUUAAACGUUUUUUCUCCUGCUCUGUAAAUUGAACUUUAAUCACAUACAGGAGGCUUCUGCAGGGUCUAGCAAGCUGUUACAAGAGCAGGAGAUAAGAAAUUCUAAAUUGGACAAAAUUUGCAAUAAAGAAAGUAUAAACAUUAGAUGACUCUUUACAGGAAGUGUUUAGGAGGUCUGUGCAAGUCACAUGCAGGGAGGUGUGCCUAUGGCUACAUAAACAACGUGAUUUAACUUCUAAAUGGCAGAGUAUUGAGCAGUGAGACUGCAGGGACAAGAUCUAAACACCAAAACUGCCUGAUUAAGCUAAAGUUGUUGUGAUGACUAUUGUGUCCCAUUAACAUAUUUCCAUCAAGAGACAAUUCAUUCAUCACAUAAUUAUUUUGUGGAAGAUUAAAAAUUAGCCACAAUCCCAUAAUCUCUUUCCCUAUUUAAAUUAGGAUUGAUCGCCAGUUUCUGACGAAAGAGCUAAUCAUACAUGAACCAACCUAAUUGCAAAGUCUUAUAUGCUUCCGUUACAUAGCGCUACACUGUAGACUCCAACUCCCAUCCCCUACAGCCUACCCCCACCCAGUCCUAGCACAUAUUCUCUCCCCCUAUCCAUCUGCGGAGCCACUUAGUUGGCCUUUUAAUGGUUACUAAUUGUUUUUGUUUGUCCUCUUUUUUUCUAAAAAAAUUGUACAUUUAUUUCUGUUUAUAUCCAUUAGGGAUCAUUUUGUGUCAAUUAGACCUUGAGUCCAUUGGACAUUUCUGUAUGCGCUUUGUGUUAUCUAUGUACUCUGAAGAUUCAGGAAUGAAACUGCUAUGCACAUUUAUAUAUGCUGCAUUGUUUUACAUGAACUCUAUUCAUUCCUUUUUUUUUGUCUUAUAAAUCGUGUUAUUUGUGGUUGCACUUUCACACUGUCUCUUAGAAAUCAAUAAGAGAUCUCAUAAAAGUAACGAGAUUUAUGUGAUCGAGCACUGUUCAGACCAGUGGACAGAGGAAUUUACAAGAACUGUUGCAGUGCAAGAGACUGACAUGGGAGUUUCCCUUUAAAAUUAAUAGUUCUGAAUGAUUGGACGAAGAACGUUGGUAGCUGCCUUUCCCUCUGCAAGUGUUAUUCAGUCAUUUUCUUUAGCCAAUGGAUGAAUAUGGAGGUUUACGAAUGCAUUAUUUAUGGGCAGCUCACUUAAGGAAUUUCAGUAGGGAUAUUGUCUUCAUAUUUUGAAUCACAGAACAAUUUGCAUUAGACCAUAGAUUGGGCAAGAUCAUUUUUUUAAUUUCAUAUUUAUUCAUUUAUUUGGGGUAAGAGGGUGGUCUUUUAUAAACCAUAGACUUCAAUGAAUAAGACUCCACAGGCAAGUCCUGGAUCAAUUUGUUCAGUUGUGGAUUAAAAUGAAUUUGAUUCAGAGAAACCAUGCGAAAAUAAUUUUUUUACACAAGUCUACUAAGCAGUGAUUUAUGGUGCUCUAACAGGUGUUAAAAAACACGGGCCAAAAGAAAUGCAUUGGAAUACAUUUCCCACCGAACUGUUCGUCUCUGAUAACGCAGGAGAUCUAGACAUUUAAGUAUGUGUAAAAUAGUAUAUUGAGGUAAUCACACUGGGUUCUUCCUCUAACAGAACAAAGGUCUCAGUUACAAGCAGUUCAGAAUCGAGAAAACCAGCGACUCGUACAUCCUGGAGGGCUGGGACCGCGGCUUCCCCAGUGUCAAAGAAUUGACAGAAAAUUUACGUGGCUUCACCUUAAAAUCAGGGGAGGAAACAUUUACUGUGAAGAAGUGUAUACUGCCAAAGUCCGGAGGUAAAUAUGUCAUAGUGUACACUUCCUUUCACAAUCACAAGUUUGGUCAUUUUGUAGACUUCUUGAAAUGAGUGUUUUACUGAUGUGCUUUCACUUUCUGUAUUUAGCUAUUUGGACAUAUUCAGCUAUUUCUGUUUGUAUUCUCAUGGCUGUGUUACUAAACAUUGAAUUGUGAAAUAUCAACUGAAGAGGAAAGAACUAAUAGCAUUUUUUACAUUCCUUUCCAAUUCUUUUUUUGUUUUUGUGCUAAAAUAAUGGUUACAUUGCCAGUUCAUUAAAAUUCACAGAUUAGUGAAUACAACCCUUAAAGUACCAGUCGGCCUCAUUUUCUUCUUGUUUAACUUUCACUUACAGACUCACAAUUUGAACAUCAGGAUAGUGUAAAGUAGCAAAUACAAUUAUGAUCCUAUUCACUGCUGUUUGCAUUGUUCCUAAAAAUGAAACCAUCACUUUCGGCGUGGUGUUUCACUGAGCAAUCCUGUUUUUAUACAGCUUUGAGAACACAUUAUAUCCAAGGCUGACAUUUUUGAAAGGGAAUAAACAAGGUCACAUGACUUGCCUCCACCGAAACACUGAAGUGUUUUGUUUUUGUUUUUUUUUAAUUCCUUUUGCAACCAAUGGCACCCAAAUGAGAAAGGAACCACUCCUCUUAAAGGGACACUGUAUGAAGUAGUUAUAGUGCCUCCAGAUGCCAUCUGAGUCCCCACUAGCCUAUCCUGUCUGUGCUGCUUGGGCUAAUGAGGAAGCAUUAACCAAGCAGCAAUUGGGCAGCUUAUCACAGCUUAUCACAGCUUUGCUGGUAUAAAUUCAUAUGUCUAGAAGGAAGUUUUUCUAAUCACUGGCUUAGCCUCCAGUGACGGAGGGUCUGUAGAAAGACACGAACCCUCAUUCGGUUUUAAACCACUUGAAAAUGGUUUCACACUGAAAUAGGACACAGCGCCAGGGAACUCUGGGUACUAUAACCAGUUCAAUAAGAGGGACCCCCUCCCAUUUUCACUCAACAAACCUAUUUUUACUCAUAAAUCCAAGUAUUGGGUUCUUCUCACCUGACAUUAGGACAGACAUACUGGCAUGAUACUGAAGGGAGUGAGAGAUCUAGUGUAUCCCUAUGUAAUUAAAGGAGCUCCGUUACUAAUAAAAUCCACUGGCCUUAAUGGAGGGACCCUUUUGCAGCAAUUAUUAUACUCCCGAGAAACGGAUCUCCUCCUUUUCUCUCUGAGGGUGUCCAUGUUCCCCUGAGUUUUAUAUGGAGUUAAAGGGGCUGUUUUCUCCACUCCAUUAUAUAACUCCCGGGAACCCUCCAUUUCCAUUGACAGUCACUUUUGUGGCUAUAACAGGACUCGGAAUAUUAUAAGGCGUAACUCCCCUUUCUUCUGAGGGGUCCUGUUAUAUUAUAUAGGAGAGUUGGGGCAAUAUGAAGGUUGCAGAGAGUCCUUCUCAAGCAGACCUCUCACCUAGUGCCCCUGAUUAAGUGCAGAACCUGCAUUACAGCAGUUGCUAUAAAGUGCUAUGCAUCCUUACAUGUACAUGUUCGUAACGCACAGCACAGGUGGAACAUUCAUUUUUUUUUUUGUUUCCGUCUUUUAAAUUUUUUUUUUUUUUUAAAUCUAUAUUAAUCAGCUGUAGCAGUUAAUGUGUUUUUUUGGAUUAAUUUAAAAUAUGCAUCUGUUACUGUUCUUUCCACUCCAGAAAUCUCCAAUUUGACUAUCUGCCGCAGAGGCAGGAACAGCAAAGGGAGCAAGGUGUCCCGAAACCUGAAUCUGAGCCAGCUUAGCUUUCAUCAGAUCCGGAAACACGAGAUAUUGCAGGUUUGGGACAAUAAUAUAGCACAUCCAAGAUUGUUUGUUUGCAAGUCACGUCUGAGACAAGGAUUUUUGGAUACUGCCCUAAUUGUGUUAAACAAAUAUUUUAUUUUAUAGAGUUAUUUGUGUAUUUUAUUUAUUAAUUUAUUAUAAAUAUACUCUUUAUUAAGAGCCAUAUAUAAAGCCACAAUGGCGACAAGUAAUGGCCACAUUUAUCUAUUGGAUUCAGAAUUAAUGGUCUUUAAUGAAAGGUGACAUUUUCCAUUCUCUGGUUAUAUUACCUUCUGAUGUUGAGUAUCUCCACACAGAAAGCCCACCUGGGUCAGGGCACGCGGACCAAUAUCUAUGACGGCUUCCUGCUUGUGAGCAAGGGGAAUGAACUGGAAGACGAUGAGCCCAGUGAAAUGAACAAUAAUUCCAACAAUCAGAGGGUGAUCCUAAAAGCCUUAGACCCAAGUCACAGAGACAUUGCCCUGGUAAGAAGUUAGUCUCCAGUAAUGUCCUUCUUUCUGGCUGAUAUUAAGUUGUCUAAGGCUAAUCAACAGGCAGUCCCCCAACUUUUGAAGAAUGUCAAGUUCCCCGGUAUUAUUUACAUCUAAAACCUUGCCUAUUACCUCCUCCAUAAGUCCAAAAAGUAUGUGUUUGGUAAUAUAUAUGAUUUGUUUCUAUCAUCUGGUCGUUUUAGUUUUUGAUUUGUGUUUUAUUUGUUCUGUAUCUCAGGCAUUCUUCGAGACAGCCAGUUUAAUGAGCCAAGUUUCCCACAUCCACCUGGUGUUUGUUCACGGAGUAUGCGUGUGGGAAUCUGAAAGUAAGUUUCCAGAGUCAGUUUUCUUUAAUGAGAUACUCGAAGAGGCAGUAUACUUAUAUAUUAUAUAUUUGCACGGUAAUGGGGGAACAUAGUGACUUAAGGACAGUAACUUGACAUGAAUGAACCUGUCAUUCACAAAUUGAAGGCUUUAACACGGCAUGUUUGCGUUGAAGUUUGUACAUGUUUAAAAUGUAUACUGUACUGACUGGUGAAAUCGCCAUCAAAUAUAUAGAUAAAAAUAGAUAGAACUUGAAGAUCUCUUCCUUGUUCUUCAAACUGUCAUUCUAGAAAGGAGCAUUAGGCUGCAUGAGGUUUUUCGGCAAAUCUUGGCUUGUGGGUACUCUAAGAUUCUACAACCUCAGCUGAUCCUGUUUUUCGUAUUUGCAGCCUUUACUGCUAUGCCAUCAAAUUGUAGAUAAAACUAAAUCUUGUUAGAAAGAAACAAAAUUACACAUUUACAUCUCACUUCAACAACCAUGAAUGUGUAAUAUUGAAAUAUAUCCCUAAAGGAGAUACAAAUAAAGGAAAUAUAAGCAUGAAUUUAUAUAAAUUUUCAAGUAGGCAUAACGGUCACUGCAUAGAAAAACUGAUAUUUUUGUCCUAGGGUUAUGUGCUAGAUAAUAAUUCCAGACUUCAGAUCAAUGUUCUGUUUUAUAAUACAAUGAGCAUUUAGAAAGGAGGGGGUUAGGGUCAGCCUGGAUUAGGGAGCCCAGUAACAUGUCUAAUGAGUUAGACUCAGUCCAAAUGGGAGGCUUAGUGACCUAGUGACAAGACAUGCUACAUGGUUAAAGGAUUAAUGACACCGGUAAGUACAAAGAACUAAUAGGGGCAUGUUUAAUGGGUUAAUGAGUCAUGCUGGCGACCUGGCCUGAUAUAUCUAUAUUUUCCUGAAAGAUAUCAUGGUGGAGGAGUUUGUGGAACAUGGGCCGCUGGAUGUCUGUCUGCGAAGGGACAAGCUGAGGAUCUCCGCGGGCUGGAAAUUCACUGUGGCUACGCAACUAGCAAGCGCUUUGAGUUAUCUGGUAUGGCAUUCAUACAUUUAUUCAUUUAAUGACAAAAUACUCACCCAGAGGAACAGAUCCUUGUAAUUGUGUUUGGAUUUGGGGCGGAGUCAUCUAAAUGCAGAAUAUGGAGGAAGGAGGGUGGCAAACAAGCCUCUGCAUGCUGUGUGUUAGUGAAAAAAUCUUAUGCUGAAUUUUGUGGAAUUAAUCGCCAUUUUGUGGAAAAUGUAUGUUCUCUCGCCAAUAUACGUUUUAUUAAAGUUUCUUUUUUUGUGCUAAACAAAGAAUUUAGUCACAGUACUGAGGAUUAUGGGCACUGGACUGAGGAAUGACAAAUUGUAGGUCUAAAUUGCCAGACUGGAAAAUCUCCAGAUCAGUUGUUUUGCAUUUUGGCUGCUCUGGACUAAAAUUGUAAUUUCCUACGGCAAAUUUACCUAAUUAACUGUUUAGUAGAUAAUUCCCUGAGUGUCUCAUUUUGGAUUGCACAGACAAAUUACAACAUCUUUGAUGGCUGCAUGCUCUUAUACACCUACACGCCCCAUCCCUCACGCCCUUCUGACACUUGAUUCCAGCGCCAAUGCCCUCGGCGCUAAUUGAGGCUCUGCCUCCGCUUCUCCCCUGCCCACUUCAGCUGGCGGGGGGGAACCUAAUGCACAUUGUAGAAUGCUUUGCUAUGGGGUUUCGGGUGACGCUGGAUGUCCUCAUGCAUAACGUGAGGACGUCCAGCGUCAGGCGACCAAAAGUCGCCUAACCCGGAAGUUUCUCUUUUGGCUAUCUACUAGGCAGCCACUAGAGGUGGAGUUAACCCUCCUUGGCAUAUAUCAGAGUUUUUAAAAAAACUGCAAUAAUUACAAUUGCAGGGUUAAAGGACCUGGAACACUGCACCCAGACCACUUCAAUGAGUUGAUGUGGUCUGGGUGCCCAUAGUGUUUCUUUCAUUUUAAUUCUGUACAGGACUAUUUACUAAAGCAAGAAUUCUAAGUGGUUAUCAAAUUUAAAGCCAAAAUAGCCAAAUUGAAAACAUUUACUUAGUUAUGCGAAAAACCAUGUGUGUAGUAUGUAUGGAUCACCAGGAGUAGAAUCAGGAACAAGAAAAUGCCAAGUAAAUAGCCCACCUUCUCCCCAGCAACUGGACGACACACAGUUCUGGGAGUACAGCUGACUUUAUUUUGCCACACAUGGCUUUUAUACAUUGCCUCUAGCAUGGGGAUUCCAAGUCAAAAACACAAGAGCCUGUGUGCUUGAGAGAUAAUUGAGCUCAAAUUAGGAUAACUCAAUUAUUUCUCAAAUACAAAAGCAAAUACAUUAAAAACAGUACAGGAACCCCACAAAAAUCAUAUUCCCGAAAAGUCCCAAUCUGAGUGCACAACAUAUCCAAAAAACGUUUCGAUCGGUUCGGUAAAAUGAAAGUUACCAAAACAGUUCCAGAGAAUUGGGCCGGAUGGCCAGUUGACUUUCGGGGGUUCCUGUGCGAACACCGACGAAACGACGAACGCUCCCCCCGGGAGCUAAUACUUCCCCUGUUCGGUAGAUCCCGUCUAGUUGAAGUGGGAUGAGCAGCGGUACCAUCUUUACCCAGGCCAUUUUGACGCGAGGUGGAAAACAUUUCCAGGUGUUCAACGACCAAGUACCGCUGUCUGCGUUCGGGAGACAAAAUGACUGCCAUUCACUGGACCACAUGCGUUCAGUUAUAUGAAUGGCGGCCACCCAGGGAAAGUACUCAAUCAAAGGUGUCAAGCCGUUCAUUUGUGGUUAACAGCCACGGGAGGUCGGUGGUCACUGGGGCAUAACAAGGGACCACACACCAGUCUUUCGGGAGAAGAACAAGAGGGUACGGACAACCUAACAUAAGAGAAUGGAGUCUGCUACAUAGUAUUUUUACCGGUCAUGCCACAUGCAGUAAAACACAUGUACACAUAAAUGACCACAUUUGACUCCCAGCCAGUGAGAACUGUCAUCAGUUAAAUAUUUUGGUGUGUUUGUUGCAGUUAUUUUAGUGUAAUGUUUGUUAUUGUUCUGUUUUUACUGUAUGGGUGCAAGUUGUGUUGUAGUUGCCCUCUUUAUCAUAAUAACUCUCUCUUCCCAUAUUCAAACGUUAUCUGUCUCGUUUAGCUCUUGAGUUCAUUUUGCUGAGUACUUGAGGUCCUGAUUUUCUCUUUUAUAGCAAAUUACUACAUCUGGGUUCCAGUAACCCACUCCAUCUAUGAUUAAUAAAUCUAAUGAUUUUUAUGUUUCCUUUACUUGCUUUCUUUACGGGACACUACAUAUAUACAUAUACCAAAAAAUGAAAACUUGCAUGCAUUUAACUAUGCAUCAGAGUUAUAUCUUAAAACAGCUUGCAAAAACUGCAGAUCUCUUGUCUGCUGCCUAUGCUAGCCCUCCCCUUCUAACCCCGCCCAAACUUUAUGUGACUGUCCAAUCACAGACUUCCCAAUGCAGCUCAAUGAGAAGUGUUUGCAAGGCAGGUGCUCUGAGCAAUUAUCUGCCUCUUGAGUUUAACUGAGCAAAAACCUAAUCAAACCAGGAAGUAAAAGGACCUAUUGUCUGCUUCAAAAGCCAGGGGGUGUAGCCAGUAUAAUUUAUAAAAGACUCUCAAUUUCUAUUGAAAAGUGCACUUUUUCCAAAAUGAAAAAAAAAAUAGGACACUAUACAUAAAGCUUCUCAGCAAACGUAAGUGCUUAAGUGUUCUCGGGUGUCCCUUUUAGAACUUGUUUGGGCAGGACUGUAGGACAGUCUGGUGCAGUAAGAUUAGGAAUAUUGUUGCCGGAUUUGUGUAGGUUAUGAGAAAGGGGAUAACUUUGUAUUUAUUUUUCUGCAGGAAGAUAAAAACUUAGUCCAUGGAAAUGUCUGUGCAAAGAAUAUUCUAUUGGCCAGGAAAGGUCUGGAGGAAAGGUCUUCUCCCUUCAUCAAACUAAGCGAUCCUGGGGUGACCUUCACAGUGCUGUCCAGAGAAGGUAUGGAUUUAUAGACGGCUACAUCAUAUAGUUUUGCAGAGUAUAUAUGUACUCUUCACCCUUUGUAUUUGUAUGUGUAGUAUGUGGUCUUUUUUCCCCAAUUUUACAGCAUUAUAUAAUAUCAAUAAUAAUAAUGCACUCAUAAUAAUAACAAAAGACAAUAUUAGAAGUAUCUAAAAUGACCAUGCUGCAUUGUAUAACGAUAUCGAGUAUCUGUACAAUGAUAGUGAACAUGCAGCACUAUAUGAUAAUACUGAGUAUUUACACUGUAAUGAAUGUUAGACAGCUUAAUGAUAAUAAUGGCCUUGCUCUCUUCAAUAAUUUACCAGUAACAAACCUGUGUUUUGAAGGAUCUAAAGUGUCUGCUUCCUGUUAGUGGUAUGGAAUGCAUUACUCUAUAUGUCUCAUUGCAGAGCGUGUAGAGAGAAUCCCGUGGAUUGCGCCGGAAUGCAUUCAGAAUGUCUCCAGACUCAGCACAGCCGCUGAUAAAUGGAGCUUUGGAACCACACUACUGGAAAUCUGCUUUAAUGGGGAAGUCCCCUUAAAGGAGAGGACCCCUUCAGAGGUACGUAUGGCUAGAUAUAGGUUUGAAUAAUGUAGCGAAAGCUCUGAUGAUACCAAAGCAAGAGAUAAUCAUUCUUAAUGGGCUUCUCAAAGGGACAUUAUGUGGCGUUUGUUUAAAGACAAUGAUGUUGCCCAUUGUUGCCCAGCAACGAAUAUAAAUGUGCUAAAAAAAUACCAUUCAAGAAAAUGGUGUAAUGAAAUUAGGAAUUUUCUGGCUAGAGGAAAUACUCUACAGACUGUUAUGUUAAAAUCAGAGUUUCUUGAUGUCUGUGUUCAGAUUUCCUGCUACUACAGAAACUGUACGCUGGCCAAUCGUCAGCAGCUCCCAGCUGCCCCAAAAUGUAGGUUUUACCCAUUCAGUUUUAAUAGGAGUAUGAAUGCCAGCUGGACCCUUGGUGAACUUCAAUGACAGAUCAAAAAGCCUUUCACUCCUCACAUCCUUAGAUCAGUCAGGCGCCUGGGAUUAUGAAAGAAAAAUUUAUGAAUUGCAGUUGUUUUUUCUCUGAAUAUUGUUUUUUUCUUUUUAUAAUAUAUAUACUUUUAUGUUUUCUUCGCAGAAAGAACGGUUUUAUGAGAAGGAGCUUGGCCUGCCUGAACCAUCCUGCAAGGAACUUGCUACUCUUGUUGGACUGUGCCACAAUUACAACCCUGCGGGAAGACCCUCUUUCCGAACAAUUCUCCGGGACCUGACCCAGCUUCAUCCUCAAGGUGUGUGCCGUUCUAGUUCACUCUUGUGAUAAUGUUAUCUUACAUUAUGGCAUCUAUAAAUACUGAUCAUUGGCGUAAAUCUUGGUGUUCAAGCCUUUCAUAUUGCAUUUUAAUGACAGACAAGUAUAUAUGUGAUUGUUUAAAUAAAAUUAAAAAACUAGGACAGUUUGCCUUAAAACACUCUUAGAGUCUCUCAGAAUGCCAUAGCCCAAUUAAAAACAAAACACUAUAUAGUAUAAGAUAAUACCCCCAACGAGAACAAGCAUGCAUUUCAUUAUUUUUUUUUCAUUGGAUCUCUUGUCAGUAGCCUUUGCAAGUCCUCCCCUGCUAACCCUGCCCAUACAUUCUGUGACUGUCCAAUAACAGCCUUCCCAAUGCAGCUUAAUGAGAAUUCUUUGCAAGACAGGUGCUCUGGGCAGUUGCCUGCCUCCAGGAAGUAACAAGACUAGUUGUCUGAUUGACAACCAGUGGUGUGUAACAAGGCUAAUUUAUCAAAGUGUCAAUUUCUAUUGCAAUCCACACUUUUUGUAAUAUGAGUACACACUCUUCACACAUAAAGCAUUUCAACAAGUUAGAGUGCUUUAGGUGUAUGGAUUGUUUCUUCAACUGAUUCUCUUAAGUAUUUAUAUUUAUUUUUAUGGUUUACACACAAAUUUUAGGGGAAAAGGAUUAUUUAAUCAUAAUCAAAGUAUACAUGUUUCAUACUGUGUCUCUUCCCUCCUUUUGUUUUCUAAUUAAUUUGCAGACCUUUCUGAUAUAGCCUCCAUUAGUCCAGAUUACUCUGUUACUGAUCCGACUGUGUUUCAAAAACGUUACCUGAAAAAAAUCCGUGAACUGGGAGAGGUACAUUAAUAUUUUGCUAGUUUGUUUCUCUAAUCAGUGUUUCACAGAAUUCUAUAGAACAUGUGCCAUGUUUUUGGGUUGUGAUUAACUUAAAAAAAUUCGGCCCGGAGUAGAAUUUAACAUAACAAUUUCAUCUUUGAACUUUAUCAAAUGAAGCACUUUGUCAUUGAGAAUCAUCACUGAUAUCUUCCAUCAGGGGCACUUUGGAAAGGUCAGCUUAUACCGUUAUGAUCCAAAUAACGAUGGGACUGGAGAGAUGGUGGCAGUGAAAUCCCUAAAGUCGGGAUGUAGUCAACAGCUAGAGAGCAGCUGGAAAGGAGAGAUAAAGAUCUUAAAAGCUCUUUACCAUGAAAACAUUGUGAAAUACAAAGGAUGCUGCAGUGAGCAAGGUCAGUGUGCAACAAUCUCUUUCAUGGUGAUGCAGAUAAAAUUCAAGGAAAUAAUAAUGAAUGUUUAUUUUGUGUAUUUUAAAGAAACACCCAAAAAAUUGUAGAUCUACUAAAAUAAAAUAUGCCUAUUAAUUACGUAUACUUUUAUUUGUGAUAUAUGAAAUUGUGGCUUGCAAUAGCUGCAGAUUAAAAAUCUGCAGCUACUGCAAGCCCUCCACUUCUUCUCAAGCACAGACUUUCUAUGGCUGUCCAAUCACAGCCUUCUCAAUGACAUGUGUUACAUUUAGUACUCUUUGCAAGGUUGGUGCUCUGGGCAAUUGCCUGCCUCUUGGGUUUAGUUCCACUACGCUAAAUAACCAGAAAGUAACAGGACUAGAGGUCUGAUUGACAGCUGUGGAGGUGUAACAAAGUUCUUUUAUAAAAGUGCUCAUUUCUAUUCAAGUGCUUUAUGUGUCUUUAAAAGUGUUCCUUUAAACAUAUUGUGGGAUCAUGUUUCUGAGAUUUGUUUCAAUUUUAAAGUCAGGUUUUUAUUUUUAAAUGCCAUUUAGUCUCAACAAGACCCACCCACCCUCGCUUUCCAUAAAUCUGCAGCAAACUUAGAGACUUUGCGACUGUAAUUUGACUUCUAUGAAAUAAAUAUUGAAGUAUUUUUAUAGUUGCAACUUUGCCUCUUAUUACAUUCAUUAUGAGGUGCCCUGGCAAUGUUUUGACUCAAAAGUGGGUCUGUGUCUAGCCUGUAUUUUGUCCUCAACAGAUUGAACUCAAUUCUAUUCUAUCAGAGAAGUCAGAAGAUUAAGACAAGCUUGUGCUCAUCAGUUCAUAGAUAGUCAUUAGCUGCCCUAUUGUUUAGCAAACCAAGCAAACUACACAUCGGCAGGGACACAGAAUAGAACAUUGCGGAAUUCAUCUUCUCUGUUUAGUACCACUGAUGACAUAUACAAACAAAUUGGCAAAAUGUUCACUUCAAGAGUUGUUUUCCGUUACACUCGGGAACUAAAACAUGGAGUUUGGAGAAAACACUCAAAGUCACGUCGUGAGCUUUUGACCUAUUUCCCCACUAUUUGUUGUUGCAUACAAAGGAUUGUUUACCUCAGCCAAGAUGGCCGUUCUAGUCUUCUACAAGCAUGCCCUUUGCAAAGCAGGGAUGAUGGCUAAUAUGGUUGUUUGGUGUUCCCUUUUUCAGGAGAUAAGAUUGUUCAGCUGAUUAUGGAGUAUGUUCCCCUAGGCAGUCUGCGUGAUUAUUUACCUAAGCAUCAUGUCAGUCUGGCACAGUUACUGCUGUUCGCUCAACAAAUCUGUGAGGUAAGUUGGAAAUGUAUUUACAAAACGUAUGCUUUGUUGAAACCCCUUACUCUGUCGAGUGUACACAUUCUCCUAGAACAGUGGUUCAAAGCCUUUUCAACAAGGACAUGAAUCAUGUACAGAUACUGGUCUACCUGUGAUAUAGAACUUUUUACAGAAAAUCUAAUUGAAUAGUGACAACUGAUGUUUCUACAGUCUGCCUUAUUGUGUAAAGGCAUCUCCAUUAUGACAUUCAUUGAAACACCUCCCUUUCUUGCAGGGCAUGGCUUAUCUUCACUCUCAGCAUUACAUACACCGCGAUCUCGCUGCUCGCAAUGUCCUGGUCGAAAACGAAAAUGUUGUUAAAAUUGGUGACUUUGGACUUGCCAAAGCCGUACCAGAAGGCCAUGAAUACUACAGGGUCAGAGAAGAUGGAGACAGCCCUGUGUUCUGGUAAUCUGCUAGUCAAUAGUCAUUCUGCACCAUUUCUACAUGUUUUCCUAAUGCCAAAAGGUAGACGCCUUUUGUUUACGGAAAAACCUUAGUUAAAGAGCAGAUAUAUAUAUUUAUCUUUUUCCAAAGAUAGCGUUGCACUCAGGGAACCAAGUUGUGACUGCUACCACUCCCCAUGGCUCCGGGAAUGGUAGCAUGGGGAUCAGAAACAAAAUCCAAAUGCUUCUCAUUGUGGUGCAAUAUGAAGUAGCUUAUUCAAGAUCAGGAGAACAAAACCAUAUAUGAAGUUUUGACUUGAGGACGAAAUGUUGCAUAUUUCUCCUGCUCCUGAAUAAACUGCUUCCUAUUGCACCACAUUGGGAAGCAUUUUGAUUUUAUAGAUAUUUAUCUUUUUCAUGUUUUAGUCCCUGGGGACUUUUAGUUUAUGGCCCCUCCUCCUAUUAAAUAAAAAAAAAAAAAUCUAGGUGUACUGGGCAGCACCCGUCAUGUCAGAUCCUUCUCAUAAAGAGGCAUUGAAUCUAACGAUUAUCUCUGAGAUGCAUUCACAGUGUUAGAUGGCAUCAUACUAGCAACGUCAUUGAACGUGAAAUCCUUAAUGAGGAGGUUACUGUAGUAGCUGUCAUUUUGAGAGCCAGUAGAUUUGUGUUAAGGGGAUACUGCUAUUUCUAUGUGUUUAGAGCAGUGAUGGCUAACCAUGACACCAUAAAUUGUUUCUGGACUACAUUUCCCAUGAUGCUCAGCUAUGUAGUCCAAAAACAAUUUAUGGUGUCAAGGUUAGCCAUCACUGGUUUAGAAUGUUGCUUUUAACUUUUAACCUUGGGUCUCACUGAAACAGCGGUGUUUUACAUUGUAAUCCAAUAGAGGCGGUCUCUAACUAAUAUUCUGAUUGCAGGUACGCCACGGAAUGUCUCAAGGAGUGUAAGUUCUUCUAUGCUUCAGAUGUGUGGUCAUUCGGGGUCACCCUGUAUGAGCUUCUGACUCGAUGUGACUCUUAUCUUAGCCCUCCUGCUGUAAGUAUUUUACUUGAUUUGUUAGUAAUUUAUGUAAUUUUCUAGGGACUGCCAUCCCCACAUGUCCAUCUUUAAAAAUGAAUAAUAUGAAAAAAAAAAUGCUUUCUUAUUUUCUUUAUAUAUAAAUCAUCUCCGGGAUCAGUGAUGGAUCUGGACAGUAGCAUGGAGAAAUUUACUUAAGCCUGUCCCUUAAGGGGUUAAACAAAGACAAUUAUUUACUAAGUGUGAAUUGUGCAGAACUAAGAAAGAAACUGAAAAUCUUAGACCAGAAUAGGCAGAUGGGGGAGCAUUCUCCAAUUUGCCUGUUUUUCUAACUUGUUUCUUUUGGCACAAAUUUGCAAAUUUGCCCUUUUUUAAUUUUGGGUUUAGUGAAUAAACUUCACAACAUUGUGUAUUGUUACAUUAGACUGUCUCUUGUUAUAUAGCUGAGAAUUUCAUAUAAUCAAGCCAUAAAAGGGUACAUAGGCCAGCUCCAAAGGCACAAUGUGCUGUCUGUGUUAUUGAAAAGGCAAUAAAGGGACAUUCAUCACUUUGAGACAACUGUCUCAUUCAAAAUCCUUAGCUUUGAAUAAAACAGUUGCCUCACUCUGCAGGCCCAAAAAAAUAAGCAGGUAUAUAUGAAUCUUUUCCCCCCUUUAUAUUUACCUGCUUCUUUUUUCUUAAGCUUUCCACAUCCACUCAAGGGGGACACUAAGCCAACCAAUCAGGGUCCUAUCCCUAGGAAUGCUGGAGAAAUGCAUUGGGCAUUCCUUACAGAUUUACACAUGUGCAGUUGGAAGCUCUCUUCACCUUGCAUAAUCCUGUUGGGGAGGAGAGAGGGCGUCUGAUCAGUGUGAACAUACAGUGCAAGCUCCGGUGUUGGGUUCCUUUCUUCUGUUGCUGCGCAAGGAUUCCCCCUUUGUAUCAUUAGUGGACUGGUCUAAAUUUGACAUGGGUUGGUAAGAGAUGGGUGGGGAAAAGCUGGAGAAAUCUAAUACAGGCUUGCCCAAUAAUGCAAUCUGGCCAAGUUUAUAUGAUUUGUUUUGCUUUAUUUUGUUUGUAUAUUUGUUUAAAAGUGCUUUCAUGUCUCUUUAAGUAAGUCCUUGGUUAGUCUUUUGUAGUUAGAUCAUUAUCUAAAUUGUGCAUUUGGAAGAUUAGAUCCCAAACAUUCUAUGAUUCACAACAAUAAUGUUAGUUAAGGAUAUAUAUAUAUAUAUAUAUAUAUAUAUAUAUAUAUAUAUAUAUAUAUAUAUAUAUAUAUCUCUUUAUCUAGCAUUCUAAGAUAAAGUAAAAACCUCGUAUCCAUCCUCAUACAACCUUUACAGGAUUUAGCAAAUCCCCAAUUCCAGGAAAAAUCACAGAAAAUACAAUGUUACAUUAAUAAAGCUCCAAUAAUUAAAAUAAAAAUAAAAAAAUGCAAAUUCCUGAACUGUUGGUUUGAUCCAUGCAUCAUUUUGUACCUGGUACUAUUUACUUUCUGUCCCUAUGCCUAGAAAUUCAUUGAAAUGAUUGGAGCCACUCAAGGACAAAUGACUGUAGUGCGGCUGAUUGACCUUUUGGAGCGAGGUCAGAGGUUACCGUGUCCUACAGACUGUCCCCUGGAGGUAAUUGCAUACACCUUUGCCCUAUACCAGUGGUUCCCAACCCAGUCCUCACGUACCCCCUAACAGCCCAGCAUUUAGGGAUUACCCAGUUGUGUUUAAGGUGUUUUAAAAAAAAAAAAAAAAAAAAACCCUAACUCCUGGGCUGGUUGGGGGUUACUUGAGGUCUGGGUUGGGAACCCCUGCCCUAUACCCUUUAUAACUUCUUAAGACACAGUUGACAUUUAUCUACUAAUUUAUUUGUCGUUUAUUUUUCUACCUAAUGCAUUAAAAUAGGAUCAAUCCUAACCUGUAGUGUCCCUUUAAAACUGUCUUGAGUAAGGUGUUACCCUUGUCCCAUUUACUUUGUGCAUAUGAUGUGCUUAGUUACUAUAAAGAAACUGGUUUAACCACUAACAGACUUGUAAAUGACAACCAGAUAGGGUCUGUUAGAAUCAGACUGAAAUCCAUCCCAUGCUCCUCUCACAAUAACAUGGUCCUUUUCUUGCAGAUAUACAAGCUAAUGAAAAAUUGCUGGGAGACGGAAGCGAAUUUCCGACCAUCUUUCACCAAUCUUAUCCCCAUCCUGAAAUCCUUUCACACAACCUAUACCACACAAGCCCCAUCAGUGUUUAGCCUGUGUUAGACCCACGGUAUGUAUUAGAGAUGUGAACUGAGAACUUGUUGGUCUUUCAGAUUCUAGAAUGCUUGUGUAAUAUGCCAUCUGUCAACAGAAUUAGCCAGACAUAUUUCUUUCUCUAUUGGGCAGCACUGUUUCCUUAGUAUAUACAUUCGUUAGUGAGUUCAAUUUUUACAACUUUAUGUUUGACUUGUUUUCACCGAUCAGUAACCCAGCUCUCUGGUAGGAAGUGGACCUUUUGUUUUGGUAAGGUGGGGCUACAGCUUGAGUCUUCUGGUGGGUAGAACGUAGACAAGGCUGUUUGGUGGUUUGAACGUAGACCUGAAGUGGACCUGAAGUAGACUAGGUUCACAUGUCGGCCAGUGGUGUCUUGUGGCCUUGAGGUAGACCCAUAUUGUAGUACAUCAGUAAAAAAUAUUUUACACAUAAAAAGCAUAUACUUUUCAUAUAUGUAAAAGAGGUUAAUAGUAGUAAAGAUUUUGAAAAAAAAUAUAUAUUUUAAUAAAUUAUAACGGUGUUGCUUUUUGCAGAGCAUGAAGAGCCGAUGUAUUGAGCCAACAGCCCAUUCAAAACAGGCUGUCUAUUGCCUAACAUGAGCCUCCUUUCUGCAUUGCAGUAGAUGGACCUUCUUGUCAUGUUUUCCGCAUUGAUGCAAAAUGGACUUCCUUUUCAUGUUUUUUACAAUGCUAGGAGAUGGACCUCCUAUCCAAGGAAGGGGGCAGCUUGCAAGUCCAGUUUUGGCUGUGUUUAAGUCAGACUUGAGCUAUGUGCUCUCCAUAUUCAGUCUGAAGACGUCUGGAAUCAGAAGCCGAACUAUUUUGGUUAUACGCCAAAUGGAUGUUUGUCAUCUAAGGAGUGCAGUAGAGUUACAGAAAAACCCACGGCAGAUCCUUUUUGAUGGGCCCAAAAAUAUGUUAAUUACUCUAUAAACAAAAUGUUGCUUCUUCAGUGGUCAAAGCAUCUGACCCAAGGAAGACAUUUUAUUUCAAAAAUAUGACAUAUUUAAUAGGUUAAGGGAUCAGUACCACAUGGAUCGCUAUGUGAACUAAUGAUCGUGACAUUUUGAAUGUGUUAAAAAGUUCUUCUUACUAGGGAGCACAUUGACCUAAUGGUAGUGACAUACCGAAUGGGUGAAAAGGUCUGCUCUGAAAGGGAGCACAGUGACCUAUGACUGAUCAGUACCAGGUAUGAGCAAAAUGACAUUGUGAUAUCUAAAGAUCUGUGGGUAAAAGAGUUGGGUCUGCCCAGUGACAAAGUGACGUGUCGGAAAAAUGCAGUUACCAUGAAAGCCUUUAUCACUUUAAGACUGUGAAUAUAUCUUUAUUUGCCAGUUGCAAUUUGGAUAUUCACGCCAAAGUAUUUUUUUUAUUUUUUUUGCAAAGCAUGCUGCUUGUCUUAAUACACAGAAAUUUAAGAUGUAGGACUUUUUCUUUUUUUUUCUUGUUAUGAAUUCCUCUGCAAGCCCCUGCUUGCUGUACAGUAUAUGUAUUAAACAUACAAAUGCACUUUUGUGCAGAGUAAAUCCAAAGCCUUUCAUUAUGUGAAUUAAAUUAUGAUUUCAAUCCUGCCAGCUCGUUGCCAGAGGUCUGUAGACACCUUAAACCUACUCCUUUUUCAGCACUGUUCUGUUAUACGAGCAAUAAAAUAUUUUACGUCUAUCCAUAUGUUCCGUGUGUGCUUUAAAGUGACCUCGAUACCUGGAAUAUUCUUUGCACAAAUACAUUUUAAACACCCACGCCAACAGAUUAAAAGUUUAAUAAAACCAUAGUAAAUUUAGAUUGUAAAUUUCAUAUCCCACAAUCGUCCCGAUUUGGGGCCACCCAUCCUAGCUUUGUUCUCUAGUGGUCUACUUCUGAGGAACCCACAAAACAAGGGCCCAGAAAGCACUUGUAUGCAACACUCAUUGCAUUAAAGAUAUGUAUGUAAAACUCUUGGCAUUAAACCUAU